Molecule: messenger RNA, 1054 nt
Organism: Punica granatum (pomegranate)
Lineage: Eukaryota; Viridiplantae; Streptophyta; Magnoliopsida; Myrtales; Lythraceae
Source: RefSeq, a predicted model, not a curated record
CAGAAACAAAACCAAAACCUCGAAGUGGAAACUCUCUCUCAGCCUGUUCCGACCAGUCGCCCCGACGACGGCCGGCGUCCUCACUUCUCAGCCUCUGUCAUCCUUGAUAAUCUCGCCGUUAUACUCACCGUUCUCCGCCCUGCCGGCGAACGGAUUCUUCUCCACCCGCGGCGGUGGUGGCAUCCUCCUCUAUUCUCCUGUACACAGAUGGACGGCGGAAUCUUCAGUUCACCGUCUGAGUGACCUCCAUCUCCCCGAGCUCCCUUAUCCUUCAUUCCCAGGAGCUUCGACGGUCCUCGCCGUAGGUGAAGGCAGAAUCGGAGGCUCACGGAAGCUAAAAUUGGAAACGGUCGAUCUCAAUCUCACCGGAAUCCUUGAUUUAUAGAGAAACUAGAUGAUAACGAAGCAUGACGGUGUUGAAGAGAUACGUCCUCAGGCUCUUCAUAUCACUCAAGUACAUCACGGCUAACGUGGUGGACAGGAACAACGGGCGGAUUGUGGCCACGGCCUCAACGGUCGAGCAUUCCAUCAAGAACUCGCUUGAGUGCGGGAGGUCAUGCAAUGCCAAGGCCGCUGGGGUCGUUGGGGAGGUCCUGGCCAUGCGGCUCAAGGUGGAAGGCCUUGAGCUCGGGCAGGCGCGGGGGAUCCACUUAGACGUGACCAAGGAGAUCGAGAAGAAAGGGCUUGGGAGUAAGACAAAGGUUUGGGCGGUCGUGAACGCCCUCCGGAGCAACGGGGUCAAGCUGAUACUAGAUGAUGAGGCUCGCGAGGAUUCCUCUCGACCGGGUUUUUUCAACCGGUUCUAGUCCUGAGCCGUUUCUUCUUUACAACUGCAACACUAGAAACUGAUGUGUAUUCGGGAUGAAAAUGUCAUGUUUUUCUGCUCUUGAUUAGAUCGUAUUCGAUCCAAUCCGAUCCCUGCAGCGCCCAUAUGAUAUUAUUCACAGUUCGUCUCUUCUUGUGAACUGUCUUUUUGGCCAUAUAGGGUUGAAUUUUUGGGCUCGUGUGAGGACUUGUCUGUGAAUGGCAAAUGAUGUUUGAUGACUUAUUUGUA